Molecule: messenger RNA, 4840 nt
Organism: Dendroctonus ponderosae (mountain pine beetle)
Lineage: Eukaryota; Metazoa; Arthropoda; Insecta; Coleoptera; Curculionidae
Exons: 3
Coding region: 3682-4638 (318 amino acids)
Source: RefSeq, a predicted model, not a curated record
AGACCAGUAUGUUUAGAGAUAUCAAAAUAAAUGCGCAUUAUCAUGUGAAAGAAUGAGAUUUUGGUAGUUAAAGUCCGAGAGACGUCAGAUAUAGUGUGUGACCUGUAGGGAAAACCGACGGAAAUUGAUCUCAGAAUAAAGAAGACUUUACCAGAGCCAACGAUAACGUUUGUAGAUUACGCAGAAACGUCUUCGGAGAAGUUACUGCGUGAGUCUACUACUAUAUCCUGAUAUCUUCCAGACUUCGGCAAGGAGAGAUGGAACGAAUUUUUGCUGACCGUGGUUUUACAUAUUUUAUGGUCAUCCUCGGUGCGCUUAUACGCUUGUGUGCCUUGUCUGGCAAUAUAUAUUUAAUUGCAAUUAUCGCCAGGCUAAACCCGCCAAAAAGUCGUAUAGACGUGAUAAUUUUAAUCUAUGCAAUUAUCAGUUGUUUGUACAUGAUUUUGUGUUCAGCAGAUUUGUAUUGGCUUACGAUUGAAGCGCUGUUUGAUCUGGAAAGAUUCACCGAAAUCUUAAUUAACUUUACUUUGACGUUUUUGGCCCUUAGUUGGUAUGUCCCAAACUAUCAUUCAGAACUGUACAACAAAUUUCCCAUUACAUUCAAAUACGGGGUGGGAGUAUUUUUCCUGCUAGUUUCACUUGGAAUAGCAGUGCUUUUCUUAGUGUUUCACGACAUAUUGCUACUGUAUCCCCAAGUAUAUUUUAUCGCCGAUCUUACAUGUUUAACAGUUUGCUGCCUGAUAUUAUUAAGUUUGGCUAUCCUGAAACGAUUCAAAAAGCCUCUGCCAGCUGCUCAUAAAACCGAAUAUGCCUUCUCCAUUCCGCAGGUUUUACUUGUAAUGUCUGCCACGUCCACUCUAAUAUACACAUUGUUACAUUUAAAAGUAUUUGUCCAGUAUUAUCGAAUUUACAUUACUUUGUCAGAGGUUUCCGGCUAUUUGUUCGUAUGUCAACCGAUAGUUUUAAUGUUCAUUUUAGGAAGGUCAAGCAAACGUUUUAGAAUGGCGCAGCUGAAAUGUUGCAAGAAAAACAUGCGAAACUACGGCGAUGAUGAUAUGGAAUCGAAUUCUGGUAGCGAAACCGCGGAAAGUAACGUCACAUUCCAUAGAAGUUCAGAUAAUGUUCGCUUAUAACUUUAGGGUGCUAUAGUUUAGACAAAUUUUAGAACAGAACGUCUGUUUAUAGUUGAAGUACUAGUAAACGUAUUUGCAAUAAUCCCAAUUUACACUUUGGACAAUGGGUGGAUCCAUAUUAAUUCCAUUAGUUUCAAUUUGCAUCGUCUAAAUACUUAAUGCUCUGUUUGCUGUAGCUGCGAUUACAAAUUUAUCGGCGGCGGAAUGUAAAUUCAAUUUUAAACACACUGAAAUCUAACUGCGCUCGCUUUGCAUUAAAUAAAUCAAAACCGCAAAUAAUCAAACAAAAUACCAUAAGCUGGUUGACUAAAAUUAAAAUUUUAAGAGAAAUGAUAGCAACAAGUCGUGAACAACAAUCACUCUGCAGCAGAUCAGUACGUCCAGAGAUAUCGAAAUAAAUGCGCAUUAUGAUGUGAAAAAACGAGAUUUUGCUAGUUCCAGUCCGAAACACGUCAGAUUUAGUGUAUGACCUGUAAGAAAAAUCGGCGAAAUUGAUCUCAAAAUAAAAAAAAAUAAUUUGCCAGAGCGGACGAUAACGGUAAGAAUAUUACUAUGCUAGUUUCCCGCUUGCUUGUAAUACAUUGGUAUCUUUUAUGGACUCUUAUACAGCAUUUAUCUCAGCUUUAUGAAGGAUGCAACUAUUAAUUAUCUUGCAACAAAUGGCUCAGUGAAAAAUUGGCGAGUUUUUCUGACUUUUAAGCCAUCGUGGAAAGUAACGAUCUACAACGUUUCACAAGCAGUGGCUUGCAUCCUCACAGACUUUAACUCGAAAGCUUACACAGAACUCAAAGCUUUCGAGCGAAAGAUGUUAGAAAACAAGAAACAAGACAGCAAUAAAAACUCAUCAGUUUCAAGCCGAAUUCAAUUGAUUCUUUGUUUGUGUUUAAUUUCCUUAAAAAACUUAUGCUAAACUUAUGCGAACAUUUCUAUAACGAUUAAUUAAUUCAUUUGGAAAUCUUUACAUACAUAAACUGAUCAGUUGAAUUUAAUUAUACUUUGUAGAUUACACACAAUGUCUUCGGAGAAGUUAUUGCUUGAAUCUACCACUAUGUCCUGGUAUCCUCCAGACAUAGACGAGGAAGAGACGGAACUAAUUCUUUCUUUAAGUAAUUUUAUACAUUUCUUUAUGAUUGCCAGUUGGUUUGUAAGAUUGUUUUCCUUGUCUGGCAAUAUAUAUUUAAUUGUAGUUAUCGCCCGACUAAAACCGCCGAAAACUCAUAUAAAUGUGAUAAUUUUACUCUAUGUAACUUUUAGCUGUAUGUAUUUGAUUUUCAAUUUAGUAGCUUUAUAUUCGGAUACAAUUUUCUUUGUGCGGACCUUCGGUCUGGAAAGAUUCACCGAAAUCUUAAUGAACUUUACUUUGAUUUUUUUGGCCCUUAGUUGGUAUGUCCCAAACUACUAUUCAGAACUGUACAGCAAAUUUCCCUUUACAUUCAAAUAUGGGGUGGGAUUAUUUUUCCUGCUAGUUUCACUUGGAAUAGCAGUGUUUUCCAUAGUAUUUCAUGACAUAUUAAACCUAAUAGAUUCCUGUGUAUAUGUAAUUGCCGACGUUACAUGUUUAACGGUUUGCUGCCUGAUGUUAUUAAGUUUUACUAUCCUCAGACUAUUGAAAAAGCCUCUGCCAGCUGCUCAUAAAACCGCAUAUGCUUUCUCAAUUCCGCAGGUUUUACUUGCAAUGUCUGCCGCGUCCACUCUAAUAUGCACAUUGUUAACUUUUGAAAAAUUUGACCACUAUUAUAGAAUUUACUUGACUUUGGAUACGAUUUCCGUCUAUUUGUACAUAUGUGAACCGAUAGUUUUACUGUUUAUGUUAGGACGAUCAAGCAAGGAUUUUAGAAUGGCGCAGCUGAAAUGUUGCAGGAAAAACAUGCGAAACUACGACAAUAAUGAUUUGGAAUCAAAUUCCGGUAGCGAAACCGCGGAAAAUAACGUCACAUUCCAUAGAAGUUCAGAUAAUAUUCGAUUAUAACUGUAAGGGUGUUUACAGUUAUACACAUUUUAGAAUAGGUAUAAGGACAGCUGAAGUAAUUUUGAUUGUAAAUUGGCAAGGUUUCCUUUCCAAUUAGUUGUUAUGUGAUUGAAAUAAUCCAAAUUUUGGGUUUGGACAAUGGGUGGAUCCACAUUUAUUAAACUAGUUUUAAUUCCCAUCGCCUAAAUAAUAUUUAUCUUCCGUUUGUUGUGGCUUUGAUUACAAAUUAACCGGCGGCAGAAUGUACAAUCAUUCUUUACCACACUGAAAUAUAACUGCGCUCGCUUGGAUUGAUUAAAUCAAAAGCACAAACAAUCAAACAAAACACCAUAAGCUGGUUGACUACAAUUUUAAGAGAAAUGAUAGCAACAAUUCGUAAACAACAGUCACUCUGCAGCAGACCAGUGUGUCCAGAGAUAUCGAAAUAAAUGCGCAUUAUCAUGUGAAAAAUUAGAUUUUGGUAGUUAAAGUCCGAGAGACGUCAGAUUUAGUGUGUGACCUGUAGGGAAAACCAACGGAAAUUGAUCGCAGAAUAAAGAGGACUUUACCAGAGCCGAGAACGAUAACGAUUACGCAAAAAUGUCUUCGGAGAAGUUACUGCUUGAAUCUACCAAUAUGUCUUGGUAUCCUCCAGACUUAGACGAGGAAGACCUGGAACGGAUUUUUUCUCUACGUGAUUUUAUAUAUUUUCUUGUGAUUGUCAGUGCGCUGAUACGAUUGUGUGCCUUGUCUGGCAGUAUAUAUUUAAUUGUAAUUAUCGCGAGGCUGAAACCGCCGAAAACUCGUAUCAAUGUAAUAAUUUUACUCUAUGCAAUUUUUAGCGGUAUAUGUUUGAUUUUGGGCUUAGCUGCAUAUAUUCCAUUUAGGAUUGUCCUUGAAGUGACUCUUGGUCUGGAGGUAUGCACGGAAAUCCUAAUGAACUUUACUCUGACUUUUUUGGCCCUUAGUUGGUAUGUCCCAAACUACCAUCCAGAACUGUACAACAAAUUUCUCAUUACAUUCAAAUACGGGGUGGGAGUCUUUUUCUUGAUAGUUACACUGGGAAUAGCAGUGGUUUUCAAAGUAUUUUACGACAUUUCAAACCUACUAGAAUUCCGUGUAUGUUUAAUCGCCGAUGUUGCAACUAUAACGGUUUGCUGUCUGAUAGUAAUAAGCUUCACUAUACUGAAACGAUUCAAAAAGCCUCUAUCAGAUGCCCGUAAAACCGCAUAUGCCUUCUCAAUUUCGCAAGUUUUACUUGCAAUGUCUGCCGCAUCCACUCUAAUACGCAUAUUCAUAACUUUAGCAGAAGAUGCCCACUAUUAUAAAAUGUACCUGAUUUUUGCGGGGUUUUCCGUCUAUUUGUACAUAUGUGAACCGAUAGUUUUACUGGUCAUGUUAGGCCGCUCAAGCAAGGAUUUUAGAAUGGCGGAGCUGAAAUGUUGCAGGAAAAACAUGCGAAACUACGGCGAUGAUGAUUUGGAGUCGAAUUCUGGUAGCGAACCCGCGGAAAAUAACGUUACGUUCCAUAGAAGUUCGGAGAAUAUUCGCUUAUAAUAAUUAUAUUUUUUGUUUAUAGUUACGAUAAAUUUUAAAAUAUAAGUUAAAUAGUAUAUUUAUAGUCUAAGCACUUUCGACUGUGAACAGACAGGGACAUUUUAGAUAAAUUAAAAGUAGCUAUAACUGGAUGACCAAAAAAUUAAUAAAAACUUUCAAAUCAUUUUUCGGUGGGUCUGGAAAUACAAGAGGAUAAAUUGGG